UAAAAAAAAUAACGAUAUAAUUAUUAAAUAAAAUUGGACGUUUAAGUGCAAGAUUCUUUUAAACAUCACGAAGAAUGCAAGAAGAACAAUCAGUUCAAGCGGCCAUACACACCACGAAACAACAACUACAACAACAGCAACAAUAACAACACUCAGAACAACAUGCACAACACCUACAACAACAACCACAACAACAACAAUUGGCGGGCGGAAGCGCAACGCAUCUAUCACGAGGAGAUUGUCGUGAAGCAGGCAAAAUCACGCGCUCUUCUCGCCAGCAACGGCAAUAACAGCAGCAGCAGCAGCAACAACAAUUGCUCUAGCAACGGCAACAGCAAUCGUAGCGUCGCGGUCAGUUUCGUCGACAUAUUCGCUGACUUUAUAACACAUAAAAGUAGCACAAUGAAAUGCAACACCGUUUCCAAAGUGCAAAAUAACAACACUAAUAAUUCCAAUGCUGUUUCAUCUCUCAUUCCCAAUUUUAACAACAACAGCAAUGGCAACAGUACCAGCAGCAACACCAGCGUCAGCGUCAGCAACACUACCAACACCAACACCACCAGCAACAACAACAACAACGUGAACAGCAUCAGCAAUGGCAUCAAAACCACAAUUGGCAAGAAGACACCAGUCAUAUUGCUGGCGACACGUGGAGUUGGCAACAAAUCGCAGCUGCAGCAGCAACAUCCGCCACUGAGUCUUAUCAACGGCGGCCAGACAACGUCGGGCAAAGCGGCCGUCACUUUGUUGCGCGUCAAUACGAACGCCAAUCGCAGUCGUCAGGUUAUCAUCACACCAGACGCUACUAGUCUGCAGCAGCAGCUGCAACUGCAACAACAACAGCAACAGCAACAACAGCAGCAACUACAGCAGCAACUACAGCAGCAGCUGCAGCAACAACAACAGCAGCAGCUAAAAGAGGAUGCUGAGGAAGAGGAUGAGGAGUACAUCGAUCAGGAUGUCUAUGAUGAUGAUGCGGCUGAACUCGAUGCCGCCUUGUCCUCAUCGACAGCACAAAUCCUGCGCAAAUUUCGCAUACCCAAAGGCACAGCACUGACGGCCAAAUCGGCUGACAGUUACCUGGCCAUGCCCACACCCACGCCCUCUCCGCCGGCUGGAGUUGGUGCUGCAGCUGCUGCUGACACAGUGACGCUCGAUGAGACUGGUUAUGUGGACAACACAGACGACAUCAUCGAGGAGCUCAACGAAGAUGAUCUUGUCGAGGAGGUGAUCGAUGAGGAGGUUAGCUGCGAGGAGCAACAGGUGCUGUUGCAACAGCAGGCAGCUGGCGACAGCGAUGGUCUCGAUCUCAGCAGCAGCAGCAACAACAGCAAUCACAAUACAACAGCAGAAACGACAACAGCCACCGCAGCAGCAUCCACAAUGUUCCAACAACAACCUGCCGCUCUGCAACUGCAAACAGUGGGACCCAAUGGCACUGUGACCUGCUUCAAUUUGCCGCCAAAUACAAUAUUGGUGCAGUCAUCCGAUGGCAGCAUCAUUGCUCAUCCCAGCAAGGCUGGACAACAGCAACUGAUUGUGUUGCCCGCCGAUUGGCCAACCGCCAAUGUGCAACUUGCUGAGCCAACAGCAACAGCUGCUGCAACACAAGCGACGCAGGCAACGCAAACGUUGCUGCUGACCGCCGAUGGAACAGCGAUACCAAUAAUGGCGCCACUGCAGCAGCAGCAGCAACAGCAGCAGCAUCAGCAACAACAGCAACAGGCCGCAGCUGUUGCUGCUGCGGCGCAACUAUUUGCCGCGUAGGGUCUAAUGGGUGGCCAAAUGGGUCGAUUUUUGAAUAAUGCCACAAUAAUGCCAACGACAUAUUUCUUUUAAAUUUGAGUACUUAAGCAAUCAGUUGCGCCUGCCGCAAGGCAACAUGGGGCACAGCUCAUCAAUUGCCUUGUUGCAGCUGCAACAAUUUCGUAUACAUACCUAUACAUACCAGCUAAAUAAUUUGCAAGCCUUUCUGAACAAAUCAAAAAUCGACACAUUUGGCCACCAACACAACAAUAAAAUAUGAAAUCAAAAUUCAUUCAAAUGAUAUGAAAAUAAAGCCAAGUUAAACUUAAUGAAAACUCAAUGCGAAACUGAUAUUACAUAAAACUAAAUUUAUUUUUCUAUAUAUUAUAAAAGUGCAUGACAUACACAGAUACAUACAUACAUACAUACAUACAUAUAUAAAUAUAUUGUCAAAGAAUCCUAUAAAUGCCUAUAUAUAUUUAUGUAUAUAUAUCGUAUACAGAUAGUAUACCAAUAACAUAUGAUUAUGUUCAUGUUGUGCGCAAAUUGCAAAAAUUUAAAAUGUUGUUCCACACACACUCAUACUCACACACACAAUAUUGUAAAUCUAUUCGAUUAAAUUAUUUUUUAUAAUAUUAAGUAGUCUAUGUUUAAGUGCAAAAAAAAAAAACAAACACAUCAACAAUGCGACACCCGAGCCCAGUUUCUUUUUAAACGAAUAUUUUGCUACAUUGCAAAUAUUAAUGUUUAAACUAAUUUUUAAUGUUAUAUUUAAACAAAACAAUUAAAUCUAACUGCUAACUAAGUUGUAUUAUUUAAACAUACUAAUCCAUAAUUUUUACUUAACUAAAUACUAAUAAUAACACUACUUAUAUAUGUAUGUAUAUAUAUCUAAAUAUAUAUAGAUAUAUGUAUAAUUUGUUCCUUUUGCAGCUAUGUAAUGUAUUUCAUUUCAAGUAUUCUCCGUCAUUAUUUAUUUACACUAAUUUUUUAUUGUUGUUCGUCAUUCGCAUUUCCCCUAAAUGUUGUAUAUUAUUUAAAACAUAAACAUAUAUAUUAUAUAUAUUUUAUUUGCAAUUUUGUUAAGCCAUCCGACAUUAAAGAUGAUUUAAUUUAUGCCUAAGAAUAAAAGCAUAGCACUGAACUAAGUUGUUAAUACUAACAGCGCUACCAUAGUUAAGAUUAAAGUAUUUUUUCAUACCCACAAAAACCGAAAACUUGAAAAAACAAACAAACAAAAAA
Messenger RNA from Drosophila innubila, 2988 nucleotides. Its product is annotated as probable WRKY transcription factor protein 1. The transcript is spliced from 2 exons. NCBI's taxonomy places the organism in Eukaryota, Metazoa, Arthropoda, Insecta, Diptera, Drosophilidae. The record is from RefSeq and is a predicted model, not a curated record.